AUGGCCUCUAACGAACCCGUCGCCGGUCCCGCUGACCUCCUCGCCGCUCAAGGUGAAGGUACUCGCGCUGAGAUCAAGGAACAGGAUGAUGCAGCCUUGCUGCAAACCUUGGGCUAUAAGCCGGUUCUUCAUCGGACAUACACUUUGUUCGAGAAUUUUGCAACCACAUUCGCUGCUCUUUACUUUGUCGGUGGUGUUCGCGUUACUUUCAGUACCGGUAUUGCCGCCGGUGGAAACUUGGCUUAUUGGACCAGUUACCUAGUAACUAUGGUGUUCACCUUCAUCACUGCUGCUGUCAUUGCUGAGGUGUGUUCGGCUUCUCCGUCUGCCGGGUCAAUUUACUUGUGGGCCGCCGAAGCCGGUGGGCCUCGAUUUGGCCGACUUCUUGGAUUUAUCGUGGCCUGGUGGAGUACAACCGCCUGGACGACCUUCUGUGCAAGCAAUACUCAGGCCGCCACAAACUAUAUGCUUUCGGAAAUCACUGUAUUCGAAAUCGAUUUCCCGUCAGAUGCAAGCAGUGUCAAAUUCCGUUCAGUCCAGUGGAUCUGCACUGAGGUCUUGCUUGCUCUGGCCGCUUUGCUGAACUUUUUGCCUCCUCGCUAUUUCAAGUUUGUCUUCUGGCUGUCCUCCGCAGUCGUGAUGCUCGACUUUAUCCUGAACCUUAUCUGGCUGCCCAUUGGUACUGCUCAGACCUGGGGAUUCCGUACCACCCACGAGGCCUUUAUGACCACGUACAACGGUACUGGAGCCCCAGAUGGCUGGAACUGGUGUCUUUCUUACCUUGCUACUGCUGGUAUUCUGAUCGGAUUCGAUGCCUCGGGUCACGUUGCCGAAGAAACUAAGAAUGCCUCUAUCACUGCUGCUCGUGGUAUCUUCUGGAGUACCGUUGCCAGUGGCUUCGGUGGCUUGGCUACUAUUAUUCUCUUUUUGUUCUGCGCGCCUAGUGCAGAUACACUUAUGAGCUUCGGCUCGCCCCAACCCUUUGUGCCCCUUUACGCUGUUGUUCUGGGCAAGCGCGCCCAUAUCGUCAUGAACCUCAUUUGCAUUUUCGCUCUAUGGCUGAACACCGCAAUUGCCAUCAUCGCCGCCUCUCGUCUGGUCUUUGCCGUCGCCCGUGAUGGUGUACUCCCCUUCUCGGGCUGGGUUUCUCGUGUAAAGAACGGACAGCCAAGGAACGCAGUUAUUGUCGUCUGGGCUGUCGCCGCCCUGGUCACUUGCACGAUUCUUCCAUCCGCCACGGCUUUCACUUCUCUCGUCUCGGCAGCCGGUGUUCCCAGCGCUGCUGCUUACGGUCUGAUCUGUUUGGGUCGACUAAUCUGCACUCCUAAGCGCUUCCCAAAGCCGCAGUGGAGUCUCGGCCGCUGGAGCAAACCGUUCCAGUUCAUUGGUGUCUUCUGGAACGGCUGGGUUGUCGCUGUCCUGUUCUCCCCCUACGCGUUCCCCGUCACGGGCGAGAACUUGAACUAUGCCCCCAUUAUCAUGGCCGGAGUCACUAUCCUGGCAUUGAUCUCUUACUACAUGAUGCCUGAGAGUGCUUGGCUCCCUCAAGAGCGUAUCACUCACUUCAUUGAUAGUAAGGGUGCUACUGAGACUGUGGAGGAAGUUAGCUCUGACCAUGGUGAAUCGAGCACCGCUCGAUAA
This is a messenger RNA of Penicillium vulpinum, 1641 nucleotides long. Its product is annotated as putative amino acid permease. The transcript is spliced from 10 exons. Gene Ontology annotation, cellular component: membrane. Gene Ontology annotation, molecular function: transmembrane transporter activity. The record is from RefSeq and is a predicted model, not a curated record. The coding region runs from base 1 to 1641 and encodes 546 amino acids. Lineage: Eukaryota; Fungi; Ascomycota; Eurotiomycetes; Eurotiales; Aspergillaceae. Gene Ontology annotation, biological process: transmembrane transport.